CGCCGCAACGUCUCCGACAAAAAUCCCCGCAAGGGUUUCCCGGAUCUCCUUAUCGGUUUCGCUUCGUCGUCUUCAUUCUUCCAAAAGACUGGCCACAGACGGGAGGCCCCAUCGGUCUCCACGUGGCGGCUUUUCGAUAAAACAGCGCGCGCCUCCGUCAUCCAUCUGCUUCCACUUCUUUCAUUUCGCGAGAUACGCGAGAGAGGUCGUCGCCGUCUUGUGUUCCCCUGGCUUGGCUCGUCUUUGUUCCAGUUUGGUCGGCCUGUGUUCUGCUGGCCUGGCUGCUCUUGUGUUCUGCGUCUCCUCAUGCGCUCCCCUCGUGUGCUCUUGUC
This is a messenger RNA of Amoebophrya sp. A25, 332 nucleotides long. Lineage: Eukaryota; Dinophyceae; Syndiniales; Amoebophryaceae. The record is from the annotation of a GenBank genome assembly.